Pyricularia oryzae 70-15 is the source of this 2850-nucleotide messenger RNA. RefSeq lists its product as uncharacterized. NCBI's taxonomy places the organism in Eukaryota, Fungi, Ascomycota, Sordariomycetes, Magnaporthales, Pyriculariaceae. Gene Ontology annotation, biological process: proteolysis. Gene Ontology annotation, molecular function: serine-type peptidase activity. The record is from RefSeq and is a predicted model, not a curated record. The transcript is spliced from 2 exons. The coding region runs from base 279 to 2600 and encodes 773 amino acids.
UAAGCAAGCAUGAGAAAUUGCUUGAACAAUCUCACUUCUUUAAUAACGAUGUUUGCUUUCUCGCCAUGGGAGAAACGAACACACUGCUUUCCCCAGCAUCGGCAAGCUUGGGCCAUUCUUUUUUUUGUUUUUUUUUUCGUCUGCGGGAAGGGUUUUCGGUUUAAGUUGCUUGAAGUUGCGGUCGGCAGGUUCCCGGCGGUAAUUCCUGAUAAUUCUCGUCUUUUGGGGGCCAUUUUGGUGGAGGUAUUCAUUGUCCCGAGUCGCGUUUGCAAUUCAAGAUGCGAUUCCCCGUAUUGCUGGGCCUCGCCCAGAUCACGGCUGCCAAUGUCGUCCCCCGGCAGUCCAGUUCAACAGUGGACGUCGGCAAGUCGACGCUGACCGCGGACCCGGCAGACCUGGACGGCGCGUGUUCGCUGGCCAUCCGGACCGCGGCUACCAACACCAAGUUCCGGCCGUCUCUGGCGCUCAAUUGUCUGCAGUCGAUACCUGUCGAUGUCAAUACGGACCUGACUCUGCUCGACCAACUGACCUACCAUGCCGAGACGCUCAGCACUCUGGGGUACCUCAAGGCGCCGCCAGCCGGCUACCUGAUUCCCGGUGUUGACAUCAUGGGUGCCUUUGAUGAAAUGAGGAAGAAGCUAAAAGAUGGCAAGUACGCCAACCAGUACCACUUUAUGGAAGAGGUCUUUAAUGUGUACCACGCCGCAUCGGAAAGCCACUUCACGUGGAGGCCGAUGAUUCUGAACGCGUUUACCUUUUCAAGAGGUCUCAACCUCGUCAGCGUCUCCCAGGACGGCAUCGAGCUGCCCAAGGUUUACGCAGAAGAGGAUUUUAUGAAGAGUCAGGGCGAUGGAUACAAGGCUUCACCCAUUGUCUCGAUCGAUGGAUCUCCAAUCGAGGACGUAAUAGCGAGAGAGUCCUUCAACGUGCUGGCCCAGGAUCCGGACGCAAAGUAUAACCAGUUGAUGCAGGGCCACGGUAUACAUUCCAUCGGCGGCGAAUUCUGGAAGAACUGGCACACGGCCGGCGUCCCCGACAUGCACAACGUCACCUUUGCAAACUCAUCGACUGCCGUCUACGUCAACAGCGCCAGUUAUUCAGGCGGAGUGACGGGCAUUCAGUCGGCCGAGGACAUAAGUAAGGCGUAUCUGUUACCAACUGACAGCGAGGGUGGGAUGAGCGCCUUCGAGCUGAACGCGAGCGACGACGGCAGUUUUGCAUCGGCCAUCAGCGCCAUGCAGCUGAAUUCCGUCUCCAAGCGCGACAUCGAGCCGCGCGACCUCUUCAAGCCGGAAAGGCUUAAGCCCUUUGUGAGCCACAAGCUGGGGAUGAUGUAUGGAUAUUUCCUGGACAAGCCCGACUUUACCGACGUGUGCGUCCUCGCCAUUCCGAGUUUCUCGAGCAACGGCACGAGCAACUUUCGGACCGAGCUCGAGGACACGCGGCGGGUGGCACGCGAGUUCGUUACCAAAUGCAAGGCUGCCAACCGCAACCGAAUCGUUCUCGACGUCUCGGGCAACGGCGGCGGCAACUACGCGGCCGGGGUGGAGCUGUUUCGCAACUUUUUCCCCAAGGCCGAGCACCGGCAGGCCUACAGCUUUCGCGUGUCGCCCUUUAUGCGCUACCUGGCCACCAACAUGGACGACGUGGAGAAGACGACCUUUUACCAGCAGGACCCGCGCGAGUACAAGCCCAGCUUUGACGAAUUCUUCAAGCCCUCCAGCGACAUCAAGCAAGACGCGCUCACCGGCCACGUGCUGAUCGAGCCCUCGAGCAUCGCGAGCAACUUUGGCGGCGACGCCAUCGACACCUCCAAGGAGCCGCCGUUCAAAGCCGACGACGUGAUCAUCCUCUCCGACGGACACGCCGGGUCCACCUGCGCGGGCAUCGUCAGCCUCUUCUACCGCGAGGCGGGCGUGCGAGUCGUGGCGUUUGGCGGCCGGCCGCUCGAGCGGCCCAUGCAGGGCAUCGGCGGCACGAGGGGUGGGUUCGGGUACGACGAGCCCAUGUUCCGCAACCUGUCGGACGCCUUCAACGCCGGCGGCCGAGCCCGGCGUCCGGACCCACCUUCCGGGGUCAAGCGGCCGCCGCGCUGGCCCCUGGCGGUCCAGAGCCUCUUCAACUGGCGCACCAACUGGAACAACGAAUUCGCCGUCGGGGCGGCGGCCGACGCGGUCCCGCUGCACUUUAGCUACGAGGCCGCGCACUGCCGCCGCUUCUACCGCGCCGAAAACGUCGUCGACCACAAGACCACCUGGGCCGAUGCCGCCGCCGUGGCCUGGAAGGGCGCCAAGUGCGUCAAGGGCAGCACCGUCAACGGCGAUGCGACCAUUGGCCAGGGCGGCAUGGACGGCGCCCCGGCGUUUUCCGAGGAUGUGCGUUCGCGGCAGCGCUACGUCGGCCUCGGGGCCGUCAACAAUGGUGUUGCCGCCACCGGCCAGCUGCCGCCGCAGGGUGGGCGGAAGGCGGGCUCUGGACCGGGCGGGGGUGGCGGUGGUGGUGGUGGUGACUCCAAGAAGGAUGCAGCGGAUGGCCUCAGGGCUAGUGUUUUUACCGUUGCUGGGGUUGCUGCCCUCGCAGCCGCUCUUUUGGUUGUCUGAUCGCUAUUAUUCCAAAAGUGUGCGAUCGGAUGUCUCUCGCUUUUUCUUUCUCUUUUAUUCUUCUCUUCCUUCUUUUCCUUUGUUGGGUUUAAAAAAGAUUUACUUGAUGCAUUGCAGGCGCAUGUGAGCGAUUCUUCUCUUUUGUACAGUACCAAUUAGGGUUUUGCCGGGCUAGAUUGUCUACUCUACUUAGACUUUAGCAUAGAGUUUACUGUUUGUUUGUCCCCGCACCGGACUAAUUUUACCCCAG